Messenger RNA from Oikopleura dioica, 1650 nucleotides. NCBI's taxonomy places the organism in Eukaryota, Metazoa, Chordata, Appendicularia, Copelata, Oikopleuridae. The record is from the annotation of a GenBank genome assembly.
AUGAAGCUGUCUUUAAUACCUGCCGUGGUGGCGGAGUACGCGAUUAUACGACUCGCAAAUGACGCUGGUUUGACGCAAAUAGACAUAUGCACGUCUUUCGCAAGAUCGUUCGGGUUUUCUGAAGAGCUUCCCGAGACGCCCACGGGAAACAACUUCAUUCAUUUCUCCGACAAAUACUCCCUCGGUCAGAAUGCGUUUUGUAAUGGUUCCGAGGCUACAGCCGAAGCUGGUACAGCCACACUUGUCGAAAGAGGAAUGUGCUCAUUCCAGGACAAAUCCAGUAAUGCGAAAGAGUCCGCUGGCGGCUCUUUAUACGGCCUUAUCAGCGUAAACAACGAUACGACGCCCUUAUCUGCGCCAGGUAACACUUCGAACGCGGAUCACCUUGGUAUGUUCGUUGCUACUCUUUCAAAUUCAAGUUACCGGAAAAUACACGAGUUGGUUGCUGAUGGAAGUCUUGUGAAAGGACUUUUGUAUGCACCGGCGCACAAACUGGUCGACUGGACUCUGCUGCCCAUGUUUCUCAUCGCUCUCACUUCUGUCACUCUCGGCGGCUGGCUCAGUGGAUCAGGUACUCGCAACGCUCCAAUUUUAGCUGCAGAGCAGUCCGGUCCGCCCUCGCGUACGACUAUAGACUCGCAGUCAGAUCGACCACAAUUAGCACGCACAAGUUCGACGACUUCCGACGAAACAAGAAUCAUCCUGCCCGCUGAUGACGAAGAGAAAGAUCAAUUCACUGCCCGUCAAAGUUUAGUCGCUGUUCUUCUCGCAAGUUGCUCCCUUCUAGGAAUUUACUUUUUCUACGAUUACAUGGUUUGGUUCGCUAUCGCCAUUUUCACAAUAAGCGGCAGUUUCGCUGUUCUUUCAGUUCUGUACAAUCAAAUUUUACUCCGAUUCAAUUGCAGCCAUUCAUACAGAAUGCCUACCAAAGAUGUCCACUGGCGUUAUCUAGAUUGCAUUCCCAAGGCAAUAUGUCGAAGCGGUGCACCGUGGUCCCUUGUAUUCGCUAUCAUUGUUUCGAUGGGGCUUGGUAUCACCUGGGCCGUAUGUCGGCAUUAUCCUUGGUCUUGGAUUUUGCAGGAUAUCAUUGGCUUUUGCUUCUGCAUCGAGUGCGUUUCCGAAAUUCGAGUCUCCAAGGGAGCUAAUGUCUACCUUCUUCAAAUCGCCUUCUGUUUGUACGAUAUCUUCAUGGUAUACAUUACUCCUUUCUUCACGAAGAACGGCGAUUCCGUGAUGUUAGACGUUGCAACUGGCGGCGCUUCGAAUUCGGCUUCAAAAGAGAAGAUUCCCUUUUUAUUCCGUGUUCCGCACAUAGUUCCUUCUAUUUACGACGAUCUCUGUUCCGACGGGACGCGCGAGUCAAUGCUCGGCUAUGGCGACAUCAUUCUGCCAGGCGUUCUAGGCACUUACUGCGCGAUCUUUGAUCGGGCCAAUGGCUACACGAGGAUGCCGUUUUUCUGGACGUUUGUUGGAAGUUACGCACUUGGGUUGAUCUUCACUUUCCUUGCGCUGAUCAUUACAGAAUCCGGACAGCCUGCACUUGCUUUCAUCGUCCCUAGUACAUGCAUUGGCGUCGCUCUUGUUGGUUAUUGUCGCAAAGAAUUGAAGUCAUUCUGGGACGGUCCCAAAGUGAAGCAAAACCUCAGCUAA